AUGGCGGGCGGCGUGUGCAGCGGCCCGCGGGCCAAGGCCUCCUUCCUCAUCGACGACAUCCUGCAGACGCGCUCGCCCGCCGCCGACUCCUGCGGCGACGACGACUCCGCGGACGCCGACGGCGAGCGCCUCGACGUCGUCUCCGUCGACUCGGCGGCGUCCGCGUCGGCGUCGGCGUCGCCGUCCCCGUCGCCGUGCGACCUGCGGCAGGCGCCGCCCCCUCCCGUCCCCGCCUCCACGCUGCAGAGGUACGGCAGCUGCUGGCCGGAAAGGCCGCUGCCGCUCUACCACCAUCCCCAGCCGCCGCCGGCCGCCGGGGCGCCGCCCCCGCACGUGUACGCCCCUGCGCACAGCUACUGCCUCCCGUACGCCGCCGCCGCCACCGCCCACCUGUUGGACCCAACGGCUGCCGCUGCCGCAGCUGCUGCAGCGGCCGCUGCUGUCUAUAAAGACGCCGGCGGCCGCUUCUGGAGCCCAGUGGGUGCCAGCUGCCACCUGGGCGGGCUGCUGUCCAGGCACCACCACCACCACCACCAGCACGUGCACGCCAAGCGCAAGGGCGGCCAGGUGCGCUUCACCACGGAGCAGACGGCGGCGCUGGAGCGCAGGUUCUGCGGACACAAGUACCUCAGCCCCGAGGAGCGGCGGGUGCUCGCGGCGCAGCUCAGCCUCUCCGACAGGCAGGUGAAGACCUGGUUCCAGAAUAGGAGGGCGAAAUGGAGGAGAGCAAGCCAGGCUUCUGACUGCAAUGGAGCAGCGACAAGUGGAGCAAAGAGCAAUACGUCACCUGGACUUCCAGAAGACUCAAAGCCGGCAACUGUGGCUGCUGGCAGCACCAUGGCCAGCAUCAGGACGUGAGUUCUCCUUCCAGCCUUGGUGAUGAAUGACUCCUCAAUUUGGGUGUUCAGCUGGGGGCACAGCCAUCUGCUUGUGGAUGUGUUUGCAGCCACAUGCUGUGUCUGUUAUCCCACCCUGACUGAAGACUUCUAGGAGACCACACCAACUCCUCAGCUGAGAUAAAGAAAUUGCACGUGGACAGUGGAUAAUCUGUGCACAGACUUCCUCUGAAUCGUUUGAUGGAAUACCAUGACAUUAUUAAGUUCUUUUCCGUCCAUGGAGUUAACUCUCCUAAAUGUACAUAUGCAUACAUCAUACUACAUUGAAUUUUUGAGGAUCCUCAUGUGCCUUUGUGUGUGUUUGCUUUUUGUGUUUUGUAUACCAUGGAGACUACUGUUGCUGUCUAUCAGAAACUACUGUAUUCUCCUAAACAUGGAUAUUUCACAAAGUGAGAACUUGUCUUAUAUGAUCUGGGACAGAGUAGUAGCAUGCAAAUUGUGUGCUGUUAAAGCCCCAUGAUCUGUUGAUUAUGUGCAUUGUGGGAAUACACUCAUCAAAGAAAAUAAGAUUGUUGUUUUCAAAGUGACAUUAGAAAGACUGAAACUACUCGCACAAUGUAAGUGAAAAAUAAAAUACAGUAAUAAAUGUGUUAUAUGUUAUUAAUAUUUUUGGUACUUUAAUACAGUUUGUUGGUUUAGAACAGUUUGUGUGUUAUCAUUAAGUUCCAUGUAAGCCUCACAUUUAUAUCUUCACCAUUAGCAGUAUGUUAUCACCACAUUGCUCUUAUAGCUACAGCAUCUAUCGGUUCACUACUAAUUAAGACCAACUGAGCAUGCAAUAUGU
Schistocerca serialis cubense is the source of this 1680-nucleotide messenger RNA. RefSeq names its product hematopoietically-expressed homeobox protein HHEX (gene HHEX). Gene Ontology annotation, biological process: cell differentiation; regulation of transcription by RNA polymerase II. Bases 1 to 858 code for a protein of 285 amino acids. The transcript has 4 exons. NCBI's taxonomy places the organism in Eukaryota, Metazoa, Arthropoda, Insecta, Orthoptera, Acrididae. Gene Ontology annotation, molecular function: RNA polymerase II cis-regulatory region sequence-specific DNA binding; DNA-binding transcription factor activity, RNA polymerase II-specific. The record is from RefSeq and is a predicted model, not a curated record.